This is a messenger RNA of Torulaspora delbrueckii, 1902 nucleotides long. RefSeq names its product Avt1p (gene AVT1). Lineage: Eukaryota; Fungi; Ascomycota; Saccharomycetes; Saccharomycetales; Saccharomycetaceae. Bases 1 to 1902 code for a protein of 633 amino acids. Gene Ontology annotation, biological process: amino acid transmembrane transport. The record is from RefSeq and is a predicted model, not a curated record. Gene Ontology annotation, cellular component: vacuolar membrane. Gene Ontology annotation, molecular function: amino acid transmembrane transporter activity. The transcript has a single exon.
AUGACUAAUCAAUCUGAACAGCAACCUUCACAAGGGGGCAGUAGUGAUCAACCUCAUGUACACUAUAUUUCCAUUCCCAUACACAGGACUCCCGAGUUUGGUACUGAAGAUCUUUCUGCUCCUGCAGGUGGAUUCACAACCAGGAGACAGUCGAUCUUGGAUCAACCGAUUGGAUCUUUCCGAGGUGUAAACUCAUUAAGCCGAUUCGCUACUUCUUUGCGCAGAGCUAAUUCCUUUAGGCACAUCGAUGUACAUCCAGAGCUGCAAAGAAGUUAUUUUGAAGACGCAGCAGAUGAAUUGUACGACCCAGAUACCAUGGCUCCCGCACAUGGGGGUAGAAAGCUAUCGAUUGCCUUAAAUCGAGCUGGAGACGUAUCAGUACGUCCUUCGAUUAGCUAUCUGAAUGGCAGACGUUGGAGUGGAGCGGUCCAGGACGCAGAUGAUUAUGGAUCAAUUGCUCUUGAUUCCAAUUCAGUCUUUCGUCCAGACGGGGCAAGCGCAGUAUCAAUUGGGGGUGGUCCCAGUUUAGCUGAUAUUGCUCCUCCCGAUGCAGAAUCUUUCAUGGUGAAACAGAUUGAGGGCAAGGAUGGGGCCGUUGUGACUGUUCUGGCGGGCCAAUCGACCGCACCGCAAACGAUAUUCAAUUCCAUCAACGUUCUGAUCGGUAUCGGGUUGUUCGCCUUGCCCUUGGGUUUGAAAUAUGCUGGAUGGGUUUUUGGGCUAUUGUUGCUACUUGUACUUGCUUGUGGUACUUUUUGUACUGCUGAGUUACUGUCAAGAUGCUUGGAUACUGACCCUACUAUGAUGUCUUAUGCUGAUUUAGGUUACGCUGCUUAUGGAAGAAGAGGCCGUGCUCUCAUAUCAUGCUUAUUCACCUUGGAUCUUUUAGGUAGUGGUGUCUCGCUGAUAAUCCUCUUUGGCGACUCUUUGAAUGCUUUGUUUCCUUCUCAUUCAUCAAACUUUUUUAAAGUACUCAGUUUCUUUGCUGUCACUCCUGCAAUUUUCAUCCCCCUAAACAUUCUUUCUAACAUCUCCUUCUUGGGCAUCAUGUCGACUAUUGGAACAGUUUCUCUGAUCAUUGUUUGUGGGCUUCUCAAAAAUGAAUCCCCUGGAUCCCUACUACAACCAAUGGAAACCCAUCUGUGGCCAGAGAACAUGAUGGGAUUUUGUCUCUCUAUAGGUUUAUUGAGUGCUUGUUGGGGUGGUCAUGCUGUCUUUCCAAAUUUGAAGACCGAUAUGAGACAUCCAGAAAAGUUUAAAGACUGCCUGAAGACUACUUACAAAAUAACAUCGAUGGCUGACAUCGGAACGGCUGUGGUAGGAUUUUUGAUGUUUGGUAACCUGGUUCAUGACGAGAUAACAAAAAACCUGCUUUUAACUGCCGGAUACCCCAACUUCGUUUAUGGGACUGUAUCAGCUUUAAUGGCGGUUAUUCCCAUCGCAAAGACCCCAUUAAAUGCUAGACCAAUUGUCUCAGUCUUAGAUACUCUGAUGGGUAUCGAGGGAGCAGAGGCCAAGUUUGAAGGUAGGCAAUUUUAUUUCGCAAAAUUUCAGCGUAUUUUCAACCGUAUCUUGAUCAAUGUCCUAUUCGUUACCAUUGCCAUUGUCUUUCCAAAAUUCGACAAGUUGAUCGCAUUCCUCGGUGCUGGUCUAUGUUUUGCUAUAUGUUUGAUUUUACCAUGUCUCUUCUACAUUAAAAUUUGCAAGGCCACAAUCAAGCCAUGGGAGAAGAGGAUCUGUCAUCUCGUUAUUUUUUGUCAGCAUGUCUCGCGACAUUGGGGAUUGGUGCUGCUUUCUUGGCAUAAUCAUAAGUCAUCCAUCAUCCUUUUAGGAACAAUUGAGCUCAGAGCGAACUGCCUACAAACUACUGUAUUUUUUUCAUGCAUUUUACUUAAAGAAUGA